Messenger RNA from Gasterosteus aculeatus aculeatus (three-spined stickleback), 6054 nucleotides. It is a transcript of the gene st6gal2a, whose product is annotated as ST6 beta-galactosamide alpha-2,6-sialyltranferase 2a. NCBI's taxonomy places the organism in Eukaryota, Metazoa, Chordata, Actinopteri, Perciformes, Gasterosteidae. Gene Ontology annotation, biological process: sialylation. The record is from RefSeq and is a predicted model, not a curated record. Gene Ontology annotation, molecular function: beta-galactoside alpha-2,6-sialyltransferase activity. Gene Ontology annotation, cellular component: Golgi apparatus.
GAUGCGAGGAAAGAGGCCAUCGAGCGAGGGUGACAGACCACACACCGCCCCUCGGCUCUGCCCGGCGCAGUAGUGGAUGUCUCCUGCGUGAUCGGGAGGGCAGAGGCGAGCCGACCCGCGCGCCCGCCGUGCUGCAACGAGCCGAGCUGGACCGAACUGGACCGCCGGACGGCGGCGGCGGCAUCCGGCGAGGACCGACGCGGCUUUUGAGCCCUGACAAGACUGGCUCUGUCCUCCACCCCCGCCUCUCCAUCUGCGCCACCUUUUAAUGUUGUUUCACUGCCGAUUGCGAAGCACCCAUCCUCAUUGCCGCCAGGGUCCUCCCAAAUCCUGGAUGACACACGGUCAUGAAGAAAUAGAAGCAUCCGUUGUGGGUCCCAGCUGACCUGCGCUAAAUACUGGCCGUGGGGUGUCGUCGUUGGAGGGCCAGCGGAACAAGCGUGUACGUGAGUGAGAGGCGAUGAAGUCCAGUAUGAGGCAGUGGCGGAGGCUGGUGCUGCUGGGAAUGCUGGCCUGGGUUCUCCUCUUCCUCGGCCUCCUCUCCUACUUCCUGGACGCUCGUGUGAACGAGCCCCUGACGUCUGUAGGCUCUUUAUUCUCCCAGCACCCAGACACCCGGCGCCUUGCCUCUAUCCAGGCCUCCCACCAACAGCACGCCAACUUGGGCCCCCGACCCGAACUGGCAUCCACCUUAACUACAACCCACCCCGGAGUGGAGCCAGAGACGCGGCCCUCUGCCAGCUCAGCGACGCCACAGCUCAGCCUGGACAUGAGCCACAGCCCCAAGAGUGCCCACUACGCCGUUUAUGGCAGCCACGAGACCAGCCGCCCGGACUACCUGGACCCACAGAGCCUGGCUGCCUGGUCCUCCUUCGGGACAGAGAACGUGGGCUCUCAUUCAGACCCUUCAGUCCAGAGUCGCGAGAGGACUUCCCAGUACGAGAACCACAUCAGCACCUCACGCUACCGCGGUGACGGGGAGGAAGAGGAGGAGGAAGAAGAUGAUGAGAGGGACAAUGUAGACGAAGAACUCCGAAAGAGGACUCCAGCAGGCAGGAGGGUCGGCGACGACUCUGCCGACCUGGAGGAAUAUUACUUCUCCGAGUCGGGCUCGGUGGUGCAGCGGUUGUGGCGGGGUCGCGUGUCCGCCGGCAUGCUGAGUCCUCGGCUGCAGCGCGCCAUGAAGGACUACGUCAGUGCCAACAAACACCGCGUUUCCUACACGGGGCACCGCAGGGCCGCCCAGAGUGCCAAUGAGCUUCUGUGUCAGAUGAAGGAGCAGGCCCGGCUCCGGACGGUGGACGGGUCGGAGCAGCCCUUUUCCUCGCUCGGCUGGGCUCGGCUCGUACCCUCUCGUCCCCUGGAGCGACUGCACAAACGGCAGGACCGCAGCAGCUUCAAGACCUGCGCCGUGGUCACGUCGGCCGGUGCCAUCCUCCGCUCAGGGCUGGGGAAAGAGAUCGAUGCUCACGACGCAGUCUUGCGCUUCAACGCAGCGCCGACGGAGGGAUACGAGCGAGACGUCGGGAGCAAAACCACCAUCCGCAUCAUCAACUCACAGAUUUUGGCCAAUCCUAAACAUCGAUUCAACACUAGCUCCAUCUACAAGAACGUGACCCUGGUGGCCUGGGAUCCUGCCCCCUACACGGUCGACUUACACAAGUGGUACGCCGGUCCGGACUACAACCUGUUCGGUCCGUACAUCGAGCACCGCAAACUCCACCCGGACCAGCCCUUCUACAUCCUUCACCCGAGCUACGUGUGGCGACUGUGGGAUGUGAUUCAGGGCAACACUCAGGAGAACAUCCAGCCCAAUCCUCCCUCGUCCGGCUUCAUAGGCAUUCUCCUGAUGAUGGCGCUAUGCGAGCAGCUGCACGUGUACGAGUACAUCCCCUCCAUUAGGCAGACGGACCUUUGCCACUACCACGAGCGUUACUACGACGCUGCCUGUACACUGGGUGCCUAUCAUCCCCUCCUGUAUGAGAAGAGCCUGAUCCAGCGGAUCCACACAGGCCCCAAGAAUGACCUUAGGUGGAAGGGACGGGUCACUCUUCCGGGCCUCAGCACCGUCAACUGUGAUAUCUGAAGGAUGAAGCCUGAACCUCUGACCCCGAAAAAAAAAAAAAAAACACUCCAGCCUCGUCUGGCUGGUGGAGGGAGAGGUGCAAUAAAGCCACUGGAGACGAGGAGGCUGGAGCUGACAUGUUUCAAAUUAGAGACCUUGAAGAACAUAAGCCAUAGACCCCUUAGGGAGGGAUCAACAUGGAGGCUUCUGAAAGAAGUUUUCCAGAAAAGAGACUGGCAGGAAAAGUCUCCAAGAUGAAGCUGGACAAGACCUUCCUCUCUGCUUCAGCUGAGCCACGUUAGCUGUGGAGCUGACUAGGGUAGCAACAGAUGUUUUUAAAUAGUCAAGUGAAUUUUCCAUAACUGGGUGUUGCAGAAGCGUAAACUGUGUAUUUCAAUUCUUAUUGUUCUCCACUAAGAGGAAAUGAACCGGUUGAUAAUGAUUUGUGAUUGGCUUUUGUACCGGUUCAAAAGGGUUGUAAUAAAGCCACCAAAGUCCUCCACGCAGAAUGUCAUCAUCGCUACAGGCACUGACAGAUUCACUCACUUUCAAACUUGCAGAGUUAAGAACUUGCAGAGUGCACAUUGUAAAAGACCACAGGUUUGACAUUCCUCUGAUAUCUUCUUGUGAAAGUUUUUCUGUCCGGUCACAGGCGGGACGCCUCACUGCUGUAGUUGUUGAGCUUGAAACUAAAUGACUUCCCCGUGCUUGCCGGCUUACAACAGCCAGUCUGUCGCUCAUUCACGAUGACCUCUCGUCCAGUGUCAAGGAGCCAGGGAGAAACACACUGGUUGUUAUGUUUAUGGGUUCAUCCCACCUACCCGUAUUCCUUUUUCUUUACCGACAGAUUAGCCGAAUCCAAUUUAAUGGGGCCAAAACGACGUUCAGAACAAAGCGGCGCUGGGAACAGCCGUAGCCGUGUGCCUGUCGGUCGACUGAACACGUCCUCUGGUUGCCUUGUGACUGUUUAGGUACAUGCAGUACAUACUGUGCCAAGACUGCAGGGACAUGGAGGUAAUUGCCCUGAGAGGUGUGGGAGCAGGAGAUUCUCAGCUUUGUCUCAGCAAUCACCAUCCCCGGUUCUGACUGUCACUUUACUCUUUAUUGAAUGUAAUUGUACCUCUUGUGUGUAAUGAUGAAACCACUCCUGCGGCUCACCUCUGCAGUACAUGUGGUCUCCAGGGGUUAUUUCCUUGUUAUGUUACAGACUGAAGCUCGUUUCUUACAACCAUUUCUGUUUCGUAUUUCCUGGAUCCUCUAUUAUUGGUUCCUACCCGUCAGCAGCUCAGUGAAGACAAUUAUGAAAGAGGAAUUUGAACCGGUAAUAUCGGCGGAUUUGUUUUGCCUCCAGCUGAGAUGAUUUUUAGGUAACCAGUCAGUCUGUGCCACAUCUGCAGCAGGCUCUAGAGGUAUUUGUCCAGCGUGGGAAGGGAUGCCUGGUUGUAUCUGCAGGCAGUCCGAAAAAAAUCUUGCCUUUUUAAAAGAUUUCUUUUGCAAAGUGUGCUAUUUUAUAAAAUGUUGUUGUGCCAUUGGUUGUGGUUUGAUACAAGGUGUGAAAACGUGUCUCAGAAAUGUUGCCUUGAAUAGUCUGGUGGAUGGUGGAUUAGAUGGCUCUGGUAGUACGUGUGUGUAGAGGAGUCUGGAGCUCAACAUGCGGCUUAGUAGGGCUGGGUAUCAUGCAAUAUGUGUCAGUGCUACUCAAACACAUGCUAAUACAUUUAUUUUACAAACAAGAAAAACGCUUUUUGUAACACCUGAAUGCUUGACAGACGAAAACCUCUAUUUGGGUAUUUUACCACACUGGAUAUCUAGAUUUGGGAAAUUCUGCUGAGACUACUCUGAGUUGACACUUCCUUAAAUCUAGUUAAUUAACAAAAUCUCCUUUAAAAAAUGUCAGUGGACAAAAUAUUGGAAACCACAUCUCUAUAAUGCAAAAAACUCAACAGCACCGCAAAUUACAACCUCUGAAAUGUCUUUAUUGCAGAGAUUAGAAAGUAUUGCUUUUUGCAAGGUGGACCUGAACUGGAAACUAAGUGGCUGUAGAGAUAAAAUAAACUAAUGGGAAUGGCUAAUUCAGUGAAUUACAAACAUGAUAAGGAUUUCAUCACAUUGAUGCAAAAUUCUGUAAAUCUCAUAUUGCCAAAAAAAGCAGUUAUUCUCAUCCGUUUGCAGAUGUCAGUGUAUAAAUUGUUAAGAACUAGCUCUCACCGUUGAGCGGUCUCGUGUUACAUACAAGGGUCAUAUCUGUUUGACAGAUAUGGACACGUGUUGCCCAGAAUGCACAAAGAAAUGGCACUAGGGACGAUACCCAGCCCCACUUUCUGGUGGAUUAUUGCAUUGGCUGCUCGAAGAGUCUCUUAAACAAUGAACCGUGUAAAGUCAGAAACUGUUGAAGGACUGUAAAUAUGUUUUACUUUAAGGAGGUUUUAUCAUUUGUUUUAAAUCAUGCAGAUUUCCACCUUUUAUGUUUUUCUUUUGACAUAAAUGAUGUUUUAUUGCUUGUGAUUGUAAUACACUGAAGGUACAAAAAGCCUCAACAUAUUGUAGAUGUAUAUUUCUUGAUAAUAUUGAUUAAUUUCCAAAGCACAGAGCAUGCAAAUCAGGAUCAGGGCUAAGAGUCUUAAUCUGCUGUACCGUGCUGCAAGUAGACGCCAUCGUCAUUAAUGUUGUGAGGCCAUUAUGCUAUAAGAUUAUUUCUUUCUAGAGUGGUAUUACGAAGAUUUUAGUGCAUGCUUAUGGACAAGGUAAUCACAAGCAGCCGCGGUGCAGCUAUUAGUAGUUCCCUGGUGGCACCCGAUUUUGUGAAAAGGAUGUGCCAAAUUCCAUUUUUAAUUAGGUUUGUCAAGGUUGGUUGAGGACUGAUAGCAGGACCUCUGAGGUGCUAUUGUUUCGCUCUGGGAUUUCUAAUCCUCUUCAAGACAGCAAUUUUAUUGGCAGGAUUAAACGCCGGACAUAAUGCUGAAAUGUUUGCGUGUAAAGAAGAGAAACGUGUUUGCAGACACCAUUUAUUUCAUUUUUCUCUACUCUUGAGGCCGAUGUUUCACGCCUUGUUUUUUCCUAAUGUGGGAAUUUCUGCCCCACGCUGCCUCUAAUUGAUUGUUCAACAUUUAAGUAUUUGGACAUUUCCCUCGUGCAGCUUCCUGCAACAUAAGAGUGAAGAUCUUGUUUCACUCGCGACAGCCUUAGCGCGUUCUUCUUGGCUCUGAUUUGACAAUGAAUAUCUCUUCUUACACUGCAGUUCAUAUUUAAAUGGACCAUUUGUAUGAUGUCACCUGCUGUCAUUUGUCUUUUUUUUACCGUGUAAAUAAAGCUGUUGUACAUGUCAUGUUUUGCUGUUGGCGACUCACCUGUUUAUUCAUGAGGAUGUAGAUGAGCGGGUUGAUGACCGUGCUGCUCUUGGCCAGCAGUGACGGCACCACGCUGGCCACGGGACUGAUGAUGUUGGGUGGGCCGAAUGUCGCCAUCAUGGCCACGACGCCGUAAGGCAUCCAGCACAACAUGUAGCAGGCCGCUGUAGUCAGAACCAUAAACAGUAUGUGGUACUCUCUCCUCCGGGCUGCAGUUUUUCGGAUCCUACCCACCUGGGGAUGAGAAUCGGAGAGCGUUGAUGAAGAGGGGAUGUGUGUUCGAUAGGACCUCCCCUCACGUGUAAUACGUUUUUUCAAAGCAUGGCCGCUGUUGUUCGUUUCCGACCUUGUCAGAAGUGGGUGAUUUGGUUGGUUGUUAUUUUUUAACUCUUAAAGGUUGUAAAAAAACUCCCUGUUUGUACUUUCAAGCAUGUUCUGCAGGUUUCCCCAACAGCACAAACUACAAUGCUAAUCUUACAGACAGCAAGAUACAUUUUAAAUAAGUUACUAAUUUGCUUACCUUGUUUCAGGAAAGUGAUCUCUGAGUGGUUUAUUAGGGUCUACUAAAUUUAAACUGUCUGUACUUUUACUGGAAUUUAACUGCAUUGUCCAUUAAAAAAAACCUUUUUGUUACUAUUUGUA